This is a messenger RNA of Arabis nemorensis, 1413 nucleotides long. The record is from the annotation of a GenBank genome assembly. NCBI's taxonomy places the organism in Eukaryota, Viridiplantae, Streptophyta, Magnoliopsida, Brassicales, Brassicaceae.
AUGUUGGAGAACAUCGAUCUAUUCCGAGAAAAUCCGGAGGUUAUCCGAGAAUCUAUGCGACGGAGAUUUGCAAGAGUUGAAGUCGUUGAUGAGAUAAUUAAGCUCGACAAAGAAUGGCGUCAAGGUAAAUAUGAAUUAGAUGGUAUUCGGAGAGACUUCAACAAGCUAAACAAGGAAGUGGCCAAGCUCAAAAUUUCUGGUGCCGAGGCAACUGAACAGAUUGAGCAAAUAGAGAUUAUCAAACAAAGCUGGACCGAGAAAGAGGCGAUGGUUCUCGAAAUUUCUACGGCUUUGCAAGCCAAAUUGGCAACGGUCGCUAAUCUUGUCCAUGACUCGGUUCAAAUUAGUAAUAAUGAGGCAAAUAAUCUAGAGGUUGAAGUUUGUGGCAAAAAGCGGGUUCCUACACCUGGUCAGAAGCUGUAUAACCAUGUGGACCUCUGUGAGCUUCUCGGUGGUGUGGAUACCAAGAGCGGUGCUAAAAUUGCUGGAUCAAGGGGAUUUUUCCUAAAAGGAUUUAUUGCUCGCCUUAAACGAGCUGUUAUCUGCUAUUCACUAGACUUCUUAGAAGGGAGAGGAUACGAAGAAGUGCAUCCUCCUUUUCUCAUGAGGAAGGAUGUCAUGGCCAAGUGCGCGCAAUUGUCACAGUUUGAUGAUGAACUUUACAAGGUGACUGGUGACGGAGAGGACAAAUACCUUAUUGCAACUUCUGAGCAACCUCUUUGCGCGAUUCACCAAGAUGAAUGGAUCCAUCCGACCGACCUUCCGAUAAGAUAUGCUGGUUACUCGACCUGCUUUAGAAAAGAAGCUGGUUCCCAUGGAAGAGAUAGAGCUGGCAUUUUCCGUGUUCACGAGUUUGACAAAGUUGAACAGUUUUGCAUCACCAGUCCUGAUGAAUCAUGGGCAAUGCUCGAAGAGAUGUUGAACAACUCGAAUUUUUUUUACAAAUCGUUUAAAAUUCCAUACCGAGUCGUGUCGAUUGUCUCUGGAGCUUUGAACGAUGCGGCUGCCAAAAAGUAUGACUUGGAAGGAUGGUUUCCUGCGUCAGGGACUUACAGAGAGCUUGUGUCCUGUUCCAACUGCACAGAAUAUCAGGCUCAAAGGCUUGGGAUCAGAUACGGUCAUAAAAAGAGCAAUGAGGAGAAGAAGCAGUAUGUGCACACGCUUAAUUCGACUCUUACCGCGAUAGAGAGGACCAUUUGCUGCAUUCUCGAGAACUACCAGCGAGAGGAUGGUGUGGAAAUCCCUGAGGUUCUUCGACCAUACAUGAAAGGACAGAAGUUUCAGCACUUCAAGGGUAAGCCCUUAGCUGCCAAGAUGCCCAAGACCAAAUGGUGGACACUGUUCUGUUGUACUUUGUUUGUUCUGGUAGUUUUGGGUCUUUUUGUUUUCUUUGUUUUAUACCAAAUGCAAUAA